Molecule: messenger RNA, 1599 nt
Organism: Paecilomyces variotii
Lineage: Eukaryota; Fungi; Ascomycota; Eurotiomycetes; Eurotiales; Thermoascaceae
Product: putative MFS alpha-glucoside transporter
Exons: 2
Coding region: 1-1599 (532 amino acids)
Biological process (GO): carbohydrate transport; transmembrane transport
Cellular component (GO): membrane
Molecular function (GO): carbohydrate:proton symporter activity
Source: RefSeq, a predicted model, not a curated record
AUGUCGUCGCCCAAGGAAAAGGAAGGAAUCGCACUUGAUGAGAUCAAUUCCAUCCAUAUCCAACAUGUCGAUGGGCUCAAAUCAGCACCAGAAAUGGUUGAUCCGCAGAAAGGCGCCGUGAAUGCGUUUCUUAUACUGGCAUGCAUUGCCUUUGGCUCUGCUUCAUUCCUGUUCGGCUACGAUGACAAAGUCAUCUCUCCUAUUGCCGCCUUGACUGCAUAUGUCGAAAAAUACCAGGGUCCCAACCCCGUCACGGGGAAAUUGGUCCUGACUGCACGGAAUCAGAAUCUAGUCUUUGCCGUCCCCCUUGUCGGAUCAAUCAUCGGUGGUCUUGCAGCAUCCCCUCUAAACAACCAUUUUGGUCGCAAAUAUCCGUUACUGGCGGCAUACGUCUUCUCCCUCGGAGGAGGCUUCCUCCAGCUCUUUGCACCUAACCUGGCUGCAUUCGUCGCUGGACGCUUCUGGAACGGCACUGUUAUCGGUAUCGCCAAUGCAACUGCUCCUCUAUACUUGUCUGAAGUAGUCCCACCGUCGAUGAGAGGUCGAAGUGUGACUUCGAUCAAUAUCUUGUCACUCAUAUCUGGCGUCGUCUCUACUGUCAUAGUGAACGGCACACAUGACCUCGAAGGAAAAAAACAAUACAUGAUCCCACUUGCUGUACAAUGCGGACUCCCUGUUCUUCUGUUCUUUCUUACUUUCCUCCUCCCGGAAAGCCCUCAGUGGCUGGUGAGCAAAGGACGCAUGGAGGAAGCCCGCCGCAAUCUUCGCAAACUCCGUGGAUUCUCCGAUAUGCAAGUGGAUGAUGAGCUACGGGUCAUGAAGCUCUGCGAGGACAACGAACGAGCCCUCACUGCCAACGUACGAUUCUGGGAGAUCUUUGAUCGACAAAAUCUCAAACGUACCCUUACCGCUGGGUCUUUCUACUCUUUGAACCAGGUAUCUGGCGUCAUCCUUUCGACCACUUAUACUACCGUCUUCCUCACGGAGCUCGGAGUCGGUGACGCAUUCACAUUUACCGUUAUCGCAUCUUGCUGUACCCUGGCGGGCAGCAUCGUUGCUCCCUUCAUCAUCGACCGUGCCGGAAGACGACCCACGGCAUUUGUAGGAAUGACCCUCCUGCUCAUGAUCGACGCUGCUGCCGGAGGCCUCGCCUUUGAUACACAAAACAAGCAAUCCGUACUAGCCAUUGCCGCAUUAGGAUUCAUUUUCAAUUUCUUCUGGGGGGCCUGCUUCUACUCACUCUCCGCACUGAUGCCGUCGGAGAUCGCAACGCCCAAGUUGCGCAACCACACCAUGGCAUACACCAUCGCAUGUGCUCAAACGACAGCCGUCAUCACAACAUUUGCAGUCCCACAAUUGACGUCUGCGGACGCAGCGAAUCUGGGUGCGAAAACAUAUCUCAUCUUUGCGGGUCUGAUGGCCUGCAUCAUUGUUUUUGCUUUCUUUUUCAUGCCGGAAACAAGAGGGCGCACUUUUGCGGAGAUUGAUGAGAUGUAUGAUGCUAACAUUCCCAUGUGGAAGUGGCGGAAAUACCAGACUACAACUGAGGCUAAGCAGACGAAGCUGGUUUCUCCUGAAGAGAUGCUGUCGGGUGUAUAG